UAAUACUACAAGAAAGGAAACUCGUUGACUAAAACGAAUAGUUGUAGUAUGUAGUUUGUGAUAAAGUUUGGAGAGUGUGGUGCUACGUGUUGAAAGCUUAAUGAUGUGGGAGGAGAACUAAGUCCUCCAAAUGUCCGGUUACUAGUCGGCCAGAGGUGUUUAUGGAAGACAUGACCUUUUCACAUGUAGUGGAGUGAUAUUAAUAUAUUUCCCUGUGUAAAAAGAAAGGCGCCGGCGGUGAGUCGGGGAUUCGGGCAGGGUUGGGGGGAAGCGGAGAGUAGUGGUCGUUGGUUGGACUCUGGUGGGCUGUGUGCGCCUCUAUCUGCGGUCCUCAAUCAAAUACUGCUGUAACAGUUGGCUGGUAGUAUGACGCAGGAGGCGGUACGAGUUAGAGUGAGGGACAGCAACAAUGCUACUGAGGAAGGGGAUCAAGAAUUCAAGAAUACGAAUUUUUUGUCUAUCCUAGCGACUGAGGAUCGAGACUUUCUGCUAUCUGCAACUGGAUCUCAGGUUUGAUGUAGAAGGUAUUCCUUCCCUAAUUAUUCUACAACCUGACAAUUACAAAGUCGAUGAAGCAAUUCAUGAUGGAGUUGAACUCCUGUACCGCUAUGGGAAGCAGGCCUUUCCAUUUACUAAAGAGAGGUUGCAGGAACUACAGGAGAGAGAGAGGGAGAAGCAUGAAAAUCAGACGUUAAUGAAUCUGUUAACGAGCCAAAAUCGAGAUUUUCUAUUGGGUCACUCAACAUCCAAACUGGUCCCAGUUGCAUCCUUGAAGGGUAAGACAGUUGGACUUUAUUUCUCAGCGCAAUGGUGUUUUCCGGGGGUGAAGUUCACUUCUAGGUUGAUAUCUAUCUACCAAAAAAUCAAAGAAGUGCUGCUGGGAAAAGGUGGUGAAGACUUCGAAAUAGUUUUUGUGUCAACUGACCAUGAUGAAUUAUCUUUUAACUUAUUUUUUGGGACCAUGCCAUGGCUAGCAUUGCCUUUUAAUGAUCCGACCAUCAAGAACCUUACUAAACAUUUCGAUGUUCAAUGGAUCCCUAGCUUGGUAAUUCUAGGCCCUGAUGGAAAAACAGUGACCAAGAAGGGAAGGAAUCUGGUAAACCUGUACCAAGAAAAUGCUUACCCGUUCACUGAAGCUCGAACGGCAUUGCUGGAGAAGCAAAUGGAUGAAGAAGCUAAAAGCCUGCCCAAAUCCAAGUACCAUGUGGGACAUCGCCAUGAGCUCACGCUAGUGUCUGAAGGCAGCGGAGGAGGACCUUACAUUUGCUGUGACUGUGAUGAGCAAGGACUUGGAUGGGCGUAUCAGUGCAUGGAGUGUGGCUAUGAGGUGCAUCCUAAGUGUACGAAGUCGGCGGAGAGACCUCCUGGGAGCGAUAGACAACGUUCUUGAAUGAUUGACCAUAAUGGGCUAGUUCUGUUGGGUCCUAUCGAAUCUAUAUCAUUGCUGAGUACUGCGUAUGGGCAAGAAAAAUGGUUCAUUUUCAUCUGAUGUAACAAAGGAAUGCAUUUAUAGGUUGUGGAUUGAGUGAGCUAUAGUUUAAAAGUAAAAUCCUGUUCGCCAAAAAAAGGUUUUUUAGGGGAAAAUUCGCCUACCAUGUGUGUGGCUUUUACGUCCGUUAUUGUAUAUAAGCAAAUUCUAAAAAGAAAACCAUAAUGGUUAUGACCCAUGAAUGUAUUCUACGACCCAUAACAUUAUGUUCUUGUACAUUUUCACCCAUUCUGUCCCCAUGAUGGCAAAUUCUAAUUGUUGAAUCAGGUACAAAUGUUACAUUAGUGUAUCUUCAAAAGAAUGUAGCGGUUAGAGAUGCAAGUAGUGUUACUCAAUGUUAAUCAACAUAACUGAAAAACAGAAAUUUGAACAGAGUCCGAAGAUUUGCCGCCAAAUCUGGUUGCGAAUGAUGGUAUUGGACUAGGCCGUGUUAUAGAAGCUCUGGACGAGCAAGAAGAAGAUGAGCAACAAAUUAAUGACGAGGAAUGUUCAAGCUUUGCACCUGUUUAACAACUUCAACCGCAAGAUUGCUUACCUGAGCUGUCUCAACUCGGCCACAGGAACCCUCUCCGAAGCAAAACAAGCCCACGCAGGCGCCCUCAAAGCAGGCCUCUCUACCCAACCCCAUGUCGCCACCAAGCUACUCGCCUUGUACGCCAGCCACCAAUGCUUCACCGAAGCAGAUAUCCUUCUGUACUCACAUCCUCAACCGGAUCUCUUUUCUUUCACAACCCUCAUUAAUGCUUCUUCCAAAUUUAAAAAUUUCCAUCGCACGCUUACUUUGCUUGUUAAGAUGCUUUCGGGACGUCUUUUUCCCGAUACUCAUAUCCUACCCAGCACUAUCAAGGCCUGCGCUGGAUUAUCAGCCCUUAAAUUGGGUCAUCAACUUCAUGGCUUUGGUUUAGCUACUGGGCUUGCAUCAGAUUCUCUUGUUGAAUCAUCUUUGGUUCAUAUGUACAUUAAGUGUAGUGCACUGAAGUAUGCACAUAACGUGUUCAAUAGAAUGGCUGAGCCAGAUGUGAUAUGCGGGAGUGCAUUAGCGUCUGGGUAUGCGAAGAAAGGAGAUGUCAGUAAUGCCACUAUGGUGUUUGACGAGAUGGGAAAAUUGGGAAUUGAGCCAAAUUUGGUAUCCUGGAAUGGUAUGAUUGCUGGGUUUAAUCAGAGUGGGCAUUUCCUGGAGGCGGUAUUGAUGUUUCAGAGGAUGCAUUCAGACGGUAUUGAGUGUGAUGGAGUUAGUGUUUCUAGUGUUCUUGCUGCAGUUGGUGACUUGGAGGAUGUCAUCAUCGGAGUUCAGGUUCAUGGUUAUGCAAUCAGACUUGGACUUAGAUCAGAUAAGUAUGUUGUCAGUUCACUUGUAGAUAUGUAUGGGAAAUGUGGAUGUGCUCUGGAGACGUUGAGAGUUUUUGAAGAAAUGGAAAAAAAGGAUGUGGGUGCUUGCAAUGCGUUGAUUUCUAGCCUUUCUCGAAAUAAUAUGGUAGACGAUGCAUUAAAGACUUUCAGAAAAUAUAAGGGUCAAGGGAUGGAAUUGAAUGUGGUUUCCUGGACCUCCAUGAUUGCUUGUUGCUCGCAGCAUGGCAAACAUCCUGUGGCUUUAGAACUUUUCAGAGAAAUGCAGAUUGCCGGUGUGAAACCAAAUUCUGUAACAAUCCCUUCCUUGCUUCCAGCUUGUGCCAGUUUUGCUGCAUUAGCACAUGGGAAAGCAGCACAUUGUUUCUCACUUAAGAGGGGUUUUACUGAUGAUGUUUAUGUGUGCAGUGCUCUCAUUGACAUGUAUUCUAGUUGUGGUAGGAUCAAAGCAGCUAGACAGUGUUUUGACAGGAUGCCUAGGCGUAAUUUGGUUUGUUGGAAUGCAAUGCUUGGUGGUUAUGCAAUGCAUGGGAUGAUAAAGGAAGCUAUCAAUAUCUUUCAGUUGAUGCAGAGUAGUCGACAACUACCAGAUCUUGUGAGUUUUACGAGUCUUCUCUCUGUAUGUAGCCAAUGUGGUCUUGUGGAAGUAGGGCAGAGUUACUUUAAUAGCAUGUCUAAAGAUUAUGGAAUUGAAGCUAGGAUGGAACAUUAUGCUUGCAUGGUGAGCCUUCUUGGGCGUGCGGGAAAGCUUGAAGAAGCUUAUUCUUUGAUGAAUGAGAUGCCAUUUGAGCCAGAUGCAUGUGUUUGGGGUGCUUUAUUAAGUUCCUGUCGGGUUCACCAUAACAUGCAACUGGGAGAAGUUGCUGCAAAUAGAUUGUUUGCUCUGGAACCAAAGAACCCUGGGAAUUAUAUUCUCCUAUCAAAUAUUUAUGCUGCCAGAGGAAAAUGGACUGAAAUGGAUAAAGUCAGGGAUAUGAUGAAGCGUGCAGGAUUGAAGAAAAAUCCAGGAUGUAGCUGGAUUGAGGUCAAAAACAGGGUGCAUAUGCUUUUAGCAGGAGACAAAUCACAUCCUCAAAUGGCGCAGAUUUUAGAAAAGCUGAAUAAGUUGAGCAUGGAAAUGAAGAAAUCGGGUUAUCUGCCUGAUACUGAUUUUGUGUUGCAAGAUGUGGAAGAACAGGAGAAGGAGCAUAUCUUAUGUGGCCACAGUGAGAAGUUAGCUGUAGUUUUUGGGAUAUUGAACACCAGUCCAGGGACUGCUCUAACAGUGAUGAAGAACCUCAGAAUUUGUGGGGACUGCCAUACUGCAAUUAAAUUCAUUUCCCGCAUUGAAAGGAGAGAAAUUUUAGUCAGAGACACAAACCGAUUUCAUCACUUCAAAGAUGGUGUCUGUUCAUGCGGGGACUUGUGGUGAUUCAGAUUCAGGCUUAUACAAAAGUUUGUCAUAUUGGUGCUGCAGGAAAUUACCCCGGAGAUCUGGAGCUUGGAAUCGGCGAAACUCACUGCAGAAUCCUGACAAUUGAAGCUUUUACCUGUUACGUUCAAGCUGAAGAGCAAAUUAUAAUCUGAAAAAAUGCUGGCUGUCAAUAAGAGUGUCAAAAGAUAUCUUAUCUGUUACUUCAGGUAUCUUCUGCCUCAGAGACUCAGAGAAGCUCCAAGAUUCCUGUUUUGAGUAUGCAAGUCAAGAAAUAUGAGGUCAUCAUUGUUAAAUGUAACAAGGAUGACACUGUUUAUUCUUGUAAUGGCCAUUGAAUCACUGUUGUCUGGUGGAAAGAAAUUAUUUUAGUGAAAUACUCUUUUGUAUUAGACAUGCCUGAAUAGUAUCAAGUAACAAAAUGCAUACUUCAGGCCGGUGGAUUGACUGCUGGACAUUUCAUACUGAUAGGAAGCUUCACAGCUGGAGGGUUUAAAUUUUUCUUUGUACAGUGGAAUUCAAUUCCUAAGUAGCAGCAGCAUGCCAUUUCAACAGGGCACACGGUAGAAAUCUGGCACCAGAAAAUAAUCCAAAAAGGAGGGUAUGCUGACAUGACUGAUGAUUAUGGAGUAUAUGUUAGGUCUUACGGAAGAUCAAUUUUAAGGGCUUGCUUUGAAGCUAAUGGACCUUUUUGCCACUGAGUAUGCAUUUAUAUCUGCAAGCUGAUACACUUGGAGAGCAUGAUGGUAAGCAGGUGUGCCUUAGAGUAGCAAACAAACUUAUCUGGCAAUAGUUGGUUUGCUGCAUUAAAUGACAGGGUGCAAAGAAUGCAUCGAAGAAUAAAUUCUUCAAGGGUUCACGUUUAAUUAUGCAACUGUUAUGAUGCUGUUCGUGGAAAUAUGGUAUACUGAUGGGUAAUGGGGCCUCCCUCCUUGGUUGUUGGACUACGAAUAUUUUGCAGCAAUUACACAGAUGAGGCCUAUUACAUGCAAAUGCCAAUUGACUUUGGUUGGUCCACCGCGCCACUUUGGAAAGUCGAGGCGUCUUUUCACAAGUAAGCCCAAAGAAAACAGGGCAGAAGUGGGUGCGUCUGAUAUGAAAAGUGCAAAGUUACUUGUAUCGUAUCAUCUGGUUUUGUUUCCUUGAGAGUGCAAAUUUCACUUGGAUUAGCCUGCUGCUGCUAUGUAAAUAUAUUUACACUGUGUGUGGAGGCUCCUUUUUCUUUGGUUA
Coffea arabica (coffee) is the source of this 5477-nucleotide messenger RNA. Lineage: Eukaryota; Viridiplantae; Streptophyta; Magnoliopsida; Gentianales; Rubiaceae. The record is from RefSeq and is a predicted model, not a curated record.